Molecule: messenger RNA, 1476 nt
Organism: Coffea arabica (coffee)
Lineage: Eukaryota; Viridiplantae; Streptophyta; Magnoliopsida; Gentianales; Rubiaceae
Source: RefSeq, a predicted model, not a curated record
AUGCGCGCGUGGUAUAAUCCACAAGCUGUCUGUGCUUAUCAUUCUGGGGCCCCCGGACAUGCCACCUUUGAUUGCAAGGCGCUUAAGCAUAAAAUCCAAGAUAUGGUUGAAGCCGGGGAGAUUGUAAUCCGGAAAAGGGAGGCGCAAGGGCCGAACGUAAAUAGGAACCCUUUACCGGAACAUGCCAAUAUCAUUGGGGUUAUUCUGGAUGAUACGGAGUAUGUGGAACCAGUCAGAGAAUUGGCAAGGGAAGCUGAAGUGUUUGGGGUCACAGACCAACCCUUUGUCAUAGAAUUACCAUUUGAAGAGGACGAAAAGCCCUUUAUUUUGGAUCUCACGCCAGCUGAGAGUGAGGCUUUGGAGCCGAUUGGGGAAAAGUCAAUUGCAAAGAAGGAAGUGUCAAUGGUUACCAGAUCGAGAAAGAUUGCAAGUCCAUUUGAAGCUGCCAUUCCGAUUCAAGCAAAUAACUCCGAGCCGCCCGUUAAACCAACAAUCACCGAGAAAGAAGCCUUGAAUUUCCUUAAGAGACUUCAGAGAAGUGAGUACAAUGUAGUUGAGAAGCUGAGCAAGUCGCCUGCCCAGAUAUCCAUGUUGGAUCUACUCUUUUCUUCAGAUAUGCAUAGGGACGCGCUGAUCGAGGUGUUGACCAAAGCUCAAAUUCCUAAGGACAUUUCAGUUGAUAAUUUCUCACAUGUAAUUGGAAAUGUGUUAUUUAUCAAGCAAAUCACUUUCUCUGACGAGGAAUUGCCGGCGGAGGGCAUUGGACAUAACAAGAUCCUGUACAUAGUUGUAAGGUGCAACGGAAAAAUGCUGUCGAAGGUGUUGAUUGACAACGGAUCUGCGCUUAAUAUCUGUCCUUGGAGCACCUUGGAGAAGCUAGGAUUGCAAGACAUUAAGUUGAGGCCUUCAGGGACCGUAGUCCGAGGUUUUGAUGGAGCACAAAAAGAGCCAAUAGGAGAAGUAGACUUAGUGGUCGAGAUGGGACCCGCACAAUUUCAAAUAACCUGCCAAGUCAUGCACUUUUCUAGUGUUUACAACAUUUUGCUUGAAAGGCCGUGGAUUCAUAAGUCUGGAGCUGUGCCGUUUUCAUUGCAUCAGUUGCUGAAAUUUGUAGUAAAUGACAAGCUGAUAACUAUAUUUGCCGAAGAUGAUUGCCUUGUAAUCACCGAUUCUGGGUCAAAAGAGGAUGGAAGCCGCAAUGUCACCAUGACUCCUCAUAGCACAGCUGAUAUCGUCUCUGUAAGUUGGAUCACAAACGAGGAGCGAGAUUUACCAAAGGCCAGUGUCAUGAUGGCCAAAGAAAUGAUCCGUGGAGGCUAUGAAUUUGACAAAGGGCUGGGACGAGAUUUGCAAGGAAUUCUGAAGCCAGUGGAGAUUGUGGAGAAAAAGGAUUCAUUUGGUUUGGGUUUCCGACCGACUGCCAAGGACAUCAGAGAGAUGAAGGAACGCAAGAGAGCGGAGAAAGAAGGAAGGUAA